Molecule: messenger RNA, 786 nt
Organism: Topomyia yanbarensis
Lineage: Eukaryota; Metazoa; Arthropoda; Insecta; Diptera; Culicidae
Exons: 1
Coding region: 1-786 (261 amino acids)
Biological process (GO): DNA integration
Molecular function (GO): nucleic acid binding
Source: RefSeq, a predicted model, not a curated record
AUGAAAGCAGUUAUGAGAAGUCACGUUUACUGGCCCGGCGUAGACCAGGACGUCGAAAAUUUCACCGCAUCGUGUAGAGCUUGCGCAUCUGUGGCCAAAGCACCACCAAAAACAUUAUUGUCGUCAUGGCCACAAACAAGCUAUCCCUGGCAACGGCUACACGUGGAUUAUGCUGGUCCCUUCGAAGGUCACUAUUUCCUAAUUAUGGUAGACUCUUACAGCAAGUGGCCGGAGAUCAUACGUACGCAAACUAUCACUAGCAGUACCACAAUCGAAUUAAUGUUCGAAACGUUCGCCCGGUACGGGCUGCCUGAAACCAUUGUCACCGAUAAUGGUACGCAAUUUUCUAGCAACCAAUUUAGGGAAUUUUGUGAGUCCUUGGGCAUCGUCCACAUUCGUACUGCACCAUACCAUCCGCAGUCUAAUGGAUGGGCGGAGCGCUUCGUGGAUACACUGAAACGAAGCCUCAGGAAGAUUUUACCAGAAACGCAAAAUUCCAUAUCCAAGUCACUGCAAAUCUUUUUGUCCACAUAUCGCUCAACUCCAAACAAGUCGGCACCUGAUGGACUUUCUCCGGCUGAAAUUUUGAUGGGGAGGAAACACCGCACAACGCUAGAUUUGCUUAAACCACCCGUCGACUUCAUGCCUACGAAAACCAGUUCAACAGACACCAUGGGGCAAAGAGGCGAAACUUCGAAAAAGGUGAUCGAGUUUUUGCAAGCACCUUUAAAUGUGGGAUACUUGUGUGGCUCGCCGGUACCGUCAUCGAACAAGUUGGCAGUGUAA